Messenger RNA from Hyla sarda, 3224 nucleotides. RefSeq names its product transient receptor potential cation channel subfamily V member 1-like. The transcript is spliced from 16 exons. Lineage: Eukaryota; Metazoa; Chordata; Amphibia; Anura; Hylidae. The record is from RefSeq and is a predicted model, not a curated record. Gene Ontology annotation, molecular function: calcium channel activity; protein binding. Gene Ontology annotation, biological process: calcium ion import across plasma membrane. Bases 140 to 2662 code for a protein of 840 amino acids. Gene Ontology annotation, cellular component: membrane.
AUCCUAGUCCUCCUCAAGCUGUGACAUAUUUUCCUUACUUCAAGGAUCGGUAUUUGGCAGUUGCGGCUUCUCUGAAUGGAGGGAAUGUUUUUGCUUCCUUCGUCACAAUGUUAACUCAAUGGACGUCAGAGUUAGGUGAAUGAAAAUGAAGAAAAUGGGAAGCUCUUCAGAUCUUGAAGAAACAGACCAUACUGAGGACACCAAUGCUUCAGCAGAUGAAUCUCACAGUGAUGAUAACAAUUUACAGGUCAAUGAAGCUCCCCAACACUUUAAACUGAAGCACACCAAAUAUACAAUCUUCAGCUCACCUAAAACCAAAGGACGUCGUUUUGGCAAAGCAGACACAGAGAGGGAAAUGGCUCCUAUGGACUCGGUGUAUCAGGUCGAAAAGACUUUGUCUCCGACUGUUAAAUUUCAUGUGCAAUUUGACAAAGGAAGACCGUGUAACCAGUUGACCAGACAGAGCUCAUCUUUGGAGUCUGCAACCAGUUGUAGGGACAGGACAUUUAAGCUGUAUGACCGGACCAGGAUCUUUGACGCUGCAGCAUAUGGAGACUGUGAUGAACUAGAUGAUUUACUGGUUUAUUUGCUUCGAACCCAUAAAUGCCUUACUAACAAUGAAUUUAAAGAACCAGAAACUGGGAAGACCUGCUUGCUAAAAGCAAUGCUGAAUCUAAGUCAUGGCAAAAAUAACACUAUCCCAAUGCUUCUGGACAUUGCGGCGAAGACAGACAAUCUGAAAGAAUUUGUUAAUUCGGCAUAUGCAGACACAUAUUACAGAGGUCAGACUGCUCUGCAUAUCGCCAUUGAAAGAAGAAACAUGAACCUUGUGGAGCUUUUGAUUCAACAUGGAGCAGAUGUCCAUGCAAGAGCAGAUGGGGAAUUCUUCAGGAAGGCCAAAGGAAGAGCAGGCUUCUAUUUUGGGGAGCUGCCCUUGUCCCUGGCAGCCUGCACCAACCAAAUAGAAAUUGUUCAAUAUCUCCUGCAGAACCAGUACUCUCCAGCCAAUAUUGCUGCCAGGGACUCUUUUGGAAACACAGUGCUUCACGCCUUGGUUGACAUUGCAGACAAUACAGUAGAAAAUACAAAAUUUGUAACAAAAAUGUAUGGAGAGAUUUUGGUGUUGGGUGCACAGAUUAAACCAUCAUUGAGACUAGAAGAUGUUACAAAUAAGAAAGGCCUAACUUCUCUGACCUUAGCAGCCAAAACAGGGAAAAUUGGGGUUUUUUCCUAUAUUCUCAGGAGAGAAAUAAAGAACCCAGAGUGCAGACAUCUUUCUAGGAAGUUCACUGAAUGGGCAUAUGGGCCCGUCCAUUCUUCUCUGUAUGAUCUUUCUGGUGUAGACACAACAGACAAUAAAUCUGUGCUAGAAAUCAUCGCUUACAGCAGUGAGACACCGAAUCGCCAUGAGAUGCUGCUAGUGGAGCCUCUCAACAGAUUAUUACAAGACAAGUGGGAUCGUUUUGUCAAGAGAAUCUUCUACUUCAACUUCUUAUCGUAUGUGAUCUACAUCACCAUCUUUACCAUCGCUGCCUAUUACAGACCAGUUGUGGGCGAUCCCCCGUUCCCUGUAGACAAUAAACUUCGUGCCACUGGGGAGGUGAUCACUGUGAUCGGAGGAAUUUAUUUAUUUUGCAGAGGGAUCCAGUACUUCAUGCAGAGACAUUUGUCCCUGAAGACGCUGCUUGUAGACAGCUACAGUGACGUUUUGUUUUUUUUUCAGUCACUUCUCCUCUUGAUAUCUACAUUAUUAUACUUUUUUGGGAGACAUGAAUAUGUCGGAUUUAUGGUUGUUUGCUUAGCAAUGAGCUGGGUCAAUGUGCUUUACUUUACAAGAGGCUUCCAGCAAAUGGGGAUUUAUGCCGUGAUGAUUGAGAAGAUGAUUUUACGGGAUAUGCUUCGCUUCAUGUUUGUUUACAUUCUGUUUCUCAUUGGGUUUGCAACAGCCUUGGUAACCCUUAUAGAAGAUGGUGAUGGAAGGAGUGACAAUGGCACUUGUUAUACCAAACGUUGCUGUAAAGCUGAUCCGGCGUCAUAUAACAGUUUAUAUUACACAUCGCAGGAACUGUUCAAGUUUGCCAUUGGAAUGGGAGAUUUGGAGUUCACUGAGAACUACAAGUACAAGACUGUAUUUAUCUUUCUACUCAUUACAUAUGUCAUACUCACUUACAUCCUCCUGCUUAACAUGCUCAUAGCACUGAUGGGGGAAACGGUAAGCAAGAUUGCUCAGGAGAGCAAAGGCAUCUGGAAAUUACAGAGAGCGAUUACAAUUCUUGAUAUAGAAAAAAGUUUGCUGACCUACUUUACGAACAGGCAUCGAUCUGGAAAAUCUGUCCUGGUGGGACUGACACCCGAUGGGAAGGAGGAUUACAGAUGGUGCUUCAGAGUUGAUGAGGUUAACUGGACCAGAUGGAACACAAACUUAGGGAUCAUCAAUGAAGACCCUGGAAAUUCUGGGCUCAUGAAAAGUAAUCCAAAUAACUCUUCAAUGCGAAUACGCAGAGCAAAAACAUGGAAGACCUUGGUACCACAUAUCAGAGAAUUCAGCAUCAAAGGGAAAAGAGUCAAAGAGCCGGGGGAGAAUGGCGUACCACUGCAACCUAUAACUGAGGGUUUAACAGAACAGGAAUCAUUCGAUGACAUGACAGCUAAGCAUGUGUAGACUGGACAAAGCAGUAUUACAUCAUCCUGUGUAAUUUAAUAUUAUUGUUUCAUUUCACUCCAUUAAAAAGCUCCACAAGAUCAUUACAACAUAGAUAACCAAUGUCACUAGGGCUCUUCGUCAUAUGUUCUUAUGUGACCAAGGUACAUGGCCUUUCAGAUGACAGAACAUAAAGCAACAGCAGAAAUAUACAUGUAGAAAUUUUUGAAAUGGGCAGCACCUAUUGAUGUGUGCUGUUGCCCGCUUGGUCCCAGUCACCCCCAAAUUUAUGCAACAGAAAGGUUGUAACAGUGGUAGCACAUUGGAAUAAUGUAUAAACUGCCUCUCUAAAAUAUAUAUACAGGUGAAACUCAAAAAAUUAGAAUAUUGUGCAUAGUUCAUUUAUUUCAGUAAUGCAACUUAAAAGGUGAAACUAAUAUAUGAGAGAGACUCAUUACAUGCAAAACAAGAUAGUUCAAGCCGUGAUUUGUUAUAAUUGUGAUGAUUAUUGCUUACAGCCCCCCCCCCCCCCCCCCCAUUACUAUGAUUUGGGGAGCCAUGUCAUCUGCUGGUGUUGGUUCAC